Dendrobium catenatum is the source of this 2087-nucleotide messenger RNA. RefSeq names its product protein STRUBBELIG-RECEPTOR FAMILY 3. Lineage: Eukaryota; Viridiplantae; Streptophyta; Magnoliopsida; Asparagales; Orchidaceae. The annotation marks the transcript as partial. Gene Ontology annotation, molecular function: protein binding; protein kinase activity; ATP binding. The record is from RefSeq and is a predicted model, not a curated record. Gene Ontology annotation, biological process: protein phosphorylation. The transcript is spliced from 16 exons.
CUCGUACCGCAACUGAAGGUUGAAGGAAGCUUGAGGCUUCUCUGAGUUUGAGUAAAGGUGCAUCUACUGUCUUGAUAUACAAGGAAGUCUUGGAAAAUGGUUGACUUGAAACUAAGGAUGAUAUCAAUUUUUGCUCUUUGCUUGGUCAUUGUUGUUGCGAUACCUUUUCCUUCAGGAUACACAUGUGAAGAAGAUGUCUAUGCUAUUAGUAGCUUGCAUGCGGCACUUGGGCAUCCCCUUCUUCCUGGAUGGACCCCUUUCGGAGGGGAUCCUUGCCUUCAAGGAUGGCAAGGCGUCCAAUGUGUUGGGCCAAAUAUAACUGCAAUAGUUAUCAAUGAUGCAAAUCUUGGUGGAGAAUUAGGUGAUAUGCUUGGAAAUUUUACUUCUAUUAUUACAUUAGAUUUUAGCAAUAACCAUAUUGGUGGAAGCAUUCCAACAAAUUUGCCAGUUACUCUAAGGCAAUUUUUUCUGUCAUCCAACCAACUCACGGGAAGGAUCCCAAGUUCUUUGGCAGAUUUAACUCUCCUUUCUGACAUGUCACUCAAUGAAAACUCCUUAAAUGGAGAACUGCCUGAUGCUUUCCAGUCCCUUACUGGUCUAGUGAACUUGGAUGUUUCUUCUAACAAUUUGAAUGGUCCUUUACCACCCUCAAUCACCAGCUUGUCAUCGCUGACUACCUUACAUAUACAGGAUAAUCAUAUAUCUGGAACCCUUGAUGUUUUGCAAGAUCUACCCCUCAUGGAUUUGGACAUUGAGAAUAAUCUGUUUUCUGGACCUGUUCCAGAGAAGCUCUGGAAUAUUCCAAAUUUCAAAUCGAACGGAAAUCCAUUUAAUACAACAGUUGCUCCAGAACCAGCACCAAUUCAGGCAUUUCCUUCCUUAGUUGCACCUGUUCCUUCCCCUUAUUCUGAUGCACCCGUUCGCCAUGGUGCACCUACUCACCAUGGUGGAACAAGCUCGACUGUUAGAAAAAAUUCAACCAUGAGGGUCAUUGCUUAUGUUGUUGCUGUGGUACUAGUUAUAAUUGCAGUUCUCCUUGCUCUAUUUUGUACAUUGAAGUUGCAAGAACGACACCUCAAGCGUGAGCUCAUUCCCAAGUGUCAUAAAAAAAGGGCACCUAAAAUGACCAAGCAGCCUUUAAGCACUACUGGUUUGGUUGCAUCAAAUUACAAGAAAGAAGAUUUUUAUGGGAACACUCUCGGGAAACAAAAUGAACAUGAAGCUCAUAUGAUUGAAACUUCUGCAGGGCUGAGGCCCAUUAUGGCUGAAAAAGUUGCUGCAAAACCCAUUGCCCCCUUGUACAAAGAAAAAGAUUAUAUUUCUUUUGACAAAGCAAUGCCUCUAAAAAGAAAUUGUACUCUCCCAGCUUCUGUGACAUCCUUUUCUGUUGCUUCGCUUCAGCAGUAUACCAAUUAUUUUGGAGAAGAAAAUCUGAUCAGAAGCUCUUAUUUGGGAAGAGUAUAUAUGGCAGAGCUGUCUGAGGGCAAGCUAUUAACAGUCCUGAAGCUCAAUAAUCUGACUUCAAACAUCAAUACUGAUGACUUUCAUGAGUUAGUGUUGCGCAUCUCAGAACUUCAACAUCAGAACAUCAUUAAGCUUGAGGGCUAUUGUUCUGAAUUUGGACAGAGGCUGCUUAUCUUUAAAUACUUCAGCAGAACUACACUUAAUGACUUGCUUUAUGAUUUUAGUAAGAAGAGAUUAUCAUGGAAUGCUCGAAUUCAAAUUGCGCUUGCUGCUGCCAGAGCCAUAGAGUACCUACAUGAGUCCUGCAAGCCUCCCGUCAUACUCAGAAACCUAGAAGCCUCCAGUAUUCUACUUGAUGAUGAGCAUGAGCUUGCAUUUUUCAUGGUGAUUCAAGAACACCUUUUGGUUAUGAGGCCCCAGAAAAUUAGUGAGCUUCAGGGAUCCUGUUUAUACAGAUCGAAUUCACAGGUCUCGUGCCAGAAGCAAUACUUAGUCAGUGGGCCAGUCACACGCCUUAUGACCAUCAAUGCAUUAUCAAGAAUUGUGGAUCCUUCUAUUGAUGGGUGGUUUCCUCUAAAGUCAUUAUCUCGCUUUGCAGGAUAUCAUCAGUCGUGUGUAUUCAG